AUGGAGGAGCAGACUGUAGUCCUCAUCGUGGGUGCAGGACCAGCAGGCCUGGCAACAGCGGCAUGCCUCACCCAACUUAGUAUCCCUUAUGUCAUUGUCGAGCGUGAGGAUUGUAGUGCAUCCCUAUGGCGCAACCGUGCUUAUGACCGCCUAAAGCUACAUCUUGCAAAGGAGUUUUGUGAGCUACCCCACAUGUCCUACCCAGCAGAUGCCCCAACCUACAUCCCAAAGGAUCAGUUCGUGCAGUACAUAGAUAAUUACAUUGAGCGUUUCGACAUCCGGCCAAAGUACCAAACUGCCAUUGAGUCAUGCUCAUAUGAUGAAGUUAGAAAGUGUUGGUUCAGCAUGGUGCGUGACAUGAAAACAUCCGUGGUUGUUAGGUACACAGCUAAGUUCCUUGUUGUGGCAAGUGGUGAGAAUAGUGCAGAGAACAUCCCAGUUAUCACUGGGCUGCAUCACUUUGCUGGAGAGGCUAUCCACUCAUCAAGAUACAAAUCAGGUGCCUCCUACUCGGGGAAGAAUGUGUUGGUGGUUGGGUGCGGCAACUCUGGAAUGGAGAUUUCCUAUGACCUUGCAUCUCAUGGCGCCAACACAUCCAUUGUUAUACGCAGCCCGGUACAUGUAGUGAUAAAAGAAAUAAUUCGGUUGGGCAUGACUUCGGUCCAGCAUAUACCAGUGAACGUUGUGGAUGGUCUUCUAGUGAGGUUAUCAAAUUUUGUGUUUGGAGACCUUUCAAAGCAUGGCAUUGUGAGACCAAAAUUAGGCCCUCUCCUCCUCAAGGCAAAAACCGGGCAAUCUGCUGUGAUUGAUGUCGGGACAAUUAGUUUAAUUAAGAAUGGCACUAUCAAGGUGCUUGGAAAUAUUUCCAAAAUUGAGGGUAACACAGUUGAAUUUGAAGGCCGGAAGAAAAGCACUUUUGAUGCCAUUGUGUUUGCAACUGGAUAUAAAAGCACAGCAAAUACGUGGCUCAAGAAUGGUGAAAGCAUGUUAAAUGAUGAUGGACUGCCAAAGCAAGAAUUUCCAAAUCAUUGGAAGGGCGCAAAUGGGCUCUAUUGUGCUGGCUUGGCAAAGAGAGGCUUGGCUGGUAUUGCCAUGGAUGCCAAGAAUAUCGCCAGUGACAUCUUGUCUAGCUACCAUGCAUAA
Panicum hallii is the source of this 1143-nucleotide messenger RNA. Its product is annotated as probable indole-3-pyruvate monooxygenase YUCCA10. The transcript is spliced from 4 exons. The record is from RefSeq and is a predicted model, not a curated record. The coding region runs from base 1 to 1143 and encodes 380 amino acids. Gene Ontology annotation, molecular function: monooxygenase activity; flavin adenine dinucleotide binding; NADP binding. Lineage: Eukaryota; Viridiplantae; Streptophyta; Magnoliopsida; Poales; Poaceae.